This is a messenger RNA of Chiloscyllium plagiosum (whitespotted bambooshark), 6321 nucleotides long. NCBI's taxonomy places the organism in Eukaryota, Metazoa, Chordata, Chondrichthyes, Orectolobiformes, Hemiscylliidae. The record is from RefSeq and is a predicted model, not a curated record.
UAGAGAAAAGGAUUUCACCAGAGAUUCUGCUUCAUGUGUUCAGAACCCCCUUCUGGUUGUGAUUCAGCAACACAAAGAGCGUAGGCAGCCGAGGCUAAUUCUAAUAUGAGUAUUAAGUAGCUGGAAUAUGGAUUUCUAGGCUGAAGGUUAUGCUAGCGGCUCUCCCAGCCCCACCACUCCGAGCAAUGAUUUAAAGAGGAAUGUGUUUCCCCUGAGAUUUUUAUCCGCGACAUUUUCAGCUUCCCCCCCUCCCUCCCUUAUUUACAACCUGGUUUUAAAUGUUCAAUGAAAAUGUGUUAAAUUUGUGUAGGUUGCCAAGUGAUUAAGUGAGGAGGAGGCGGUGAUGACGGCAGCAACAAUUGAAACUAGGAUUUGUAAAACGAAUCGGAUAAAAUCAGUGAGAACAGGCUUUGUUAUUAUUGACAGAAUUCAACAUCGGGUUAGCUCAAUAACAAAAUGGGCGAGAGGCCCUCUUUGAAGGUUGCCAAAAUACGGGAAGGUGAAUUUGAAAUGUAUUGGAAGGUGUCGGUGAACUCAGCAGAAUCAACAAAGCAAGCUUGGUUAUCUUGCCAAGUUGAAGUAAAAGUCAAAGUCUUGUGCAGUUCCGGCCUUGUUAGAUUGCAUCUCACAUACUCCUCUCAGUUUGAAAACCUAAGUGCUGGAGAGACACAAAAGAGACCCACAAAGCCUGCUGAUUUAGUUUUCUGAUGUUAGUCAGCGUCAAACAUAAGGUUUUUUUUCGGGGCGGGAGGGGGAAUCUAAAAGGCAGGUUGAGUGAGUAAAGAGAAUAGAAAAACUUAAGUUUAAAUAGGGCAUUAAAGUGGAACGGGUUUAAACUGAUAAGACAAAUUUGUAAAUUGUGUUGGAACUUGUCAGCCUUGGUUUAGUCGGUAAUAUUUCCAGUUCUGACUGAGAAGUUAGGUUUAAGUUUCAUUCCAAGUUUAACAGAUUAGGUUGAUAUCUUAGUGCUGCGUUUUGGGUGGGUCAUUUAAACUGAAGCCCCACCUACCCUACCAACUGGAUCGAAGAGAAAAUACGAGUACAAUUUUUCAAGAUCACAAAAACAUUUCUCAUUUGCUGCUGGAACAAGUGGGAUUCUUUGAGGAAAAGUGGAAUGCUAUGAUGGUGGAAGAGUUGGGACAUGUCCUACCUUUGAAUGGAAAAACAGGUACAUAGCCAACCAGAAAUGGGGAACUAUGGCAGUCAUUCUCUUGGGAUUCCUGCUGGGAAAGGACCAAAUCUUGUCGGAUGUAUUGAUUUGAUGGAUGAUCAUACAAUUCGGGGGAAUUUUUUACGCUUGUACUACCCAUGUGAACCAAGUGGAAAGCAACAAGAGCCACUGUGGAUUCCUAAUCAUGAAUAUUACUAUGGGCUUGCUGAUUUUCUUAAACAUAACAGAAAAUUUGUUGACUAUAUUUUAAACCAUUUAUAUGGGUCAUACAGCAUUCCUGCAGAAUGGGAUGCCCCAUUUAAAACUGGAAGAUAUCCUUUAGUCAUUUUCUCUCAUGGCCUUGGAGCUUUCAGGACUCUGUAUUCAGCUAUAUGUAUUGAACUGGCUUCACGGGGAUUUGUAGUCGCUGCAGUGGAACACAGGGAUGGGUCGGCUUCAGCCACCUACUACUAUGAAGAGAAAGCGAAAGCAGUCAAUAAAGUAGGAGAAUCAACCUCCACUAGCAGUUCAGCACUUCCUUUAGAUCAGUUACAGAGGAAAUGGCUUUAUUAUAAGCCACUUAAAGAGGGAGAACAAGAAUUUCCACUACGGAAUGACCAGGUACAUCAGAGAGCAGAAGAGUGCACCAAGGCCUUAAAUCUGCUUACUGAUAUAAACAUGGGAAAGCCAGUCAAUAAUAUAUUUCCAGUGAAUUUUGAUUUCACUAAAAUGAAGGAUUCUCUCGAUCUGCACAAAGUAGCUAUCAUGGGCCACUCAUUUGGUGCAGCCACAGUUAUUGAUUCACUCAGCAAAGAUGUUCGGUUUGGAUGUGGAGUGGCAUUAGAUGCUUGGAUGUUCCCACUGGAGGAUGAGGUAUAUACCAAGGUACAGAAGCCAAUACUGUUCAUCAACUCCGAAAAAUUCCAGUGGGUUAUUAAUAUCCUGAAAAUGAAAAAACUUGAUUCAAAUGAAAUACAGCGAAAAAUGAUUACAAUCAUGGGAACAGUACAUCAGAGCUUCCCUGAUUUCACAUUUUUGACCGGCACUUUCCUUGGAAAGAUAUUUCGAUUAAAAGGAACAAUAGACCCCCAAAUAGCUAUUGAUAUUAGCAACAAAGCUUCUUUAGCAUUCAUGCAAAGACACUUGGGUCUUGAGAAGGACUUUGAUCAAUGGGAUCCCCUAAUUGAUGGGCAAGGAGAACACGUUAUACCAGGCACAAAUAUUCAAUUGCCUUCUGAGCCCAAGCAAUGACUCAUGAGUUCUGAAUCCAAGCUAUGAAUGUUGAGUGUACUGUGGUAAAAUAAAAAUAACUAUCAGUGUGAAUGGAUUUAUCUGCACUGAACACUCGCAUUGUGCAAAACAUUUGCCUUAUGAGAUCUUUAAAAUUAGAGUUUAAGGAAUGUGUCCUCAGCCAUAAAAUACAAUUUACCUCCAGAAUUAUUUCUGUAAUUUUGUGUGUAAAUCCAUGCAUCUUUUGCAUGAAUAAUAUAACAUUCAUGUACAGGUCUAAUAUUCUUCCAGGGCUCUAAAACAGUGGGGCUCCAAGUUGGAGUAACUCUUAUUGAUUGUCUCAAUUUUAAAAUUGAAUUGUAUUAUACUGAGUUUUUAAGGGUUUCAAUUAUUGCAUUCAGUAUUUUGAAAUUACAUUGAACUAUUUGCAGGUAUGAUGCACAUUAAUUUAAUCUGUAUGUUUUCCUAAAACUACUGUUGUGAUGAAGCUAAACGUUCACCUGUGAUUAGAACUCAUUAAGAAAAAAAAUUCUUAAAACCAGAAUUAGUGUAUAACAUAAGUUUUUGGAAACAUAAAUGAUUAUUUUAUUCAGAUUUUCCUUGGCUCGCUUGUAUGCUAAAAUUCAUUUACAAUGAUUGUUUACAUCUUUUGUGUCCUUUUUGCUGCUCUUAAAAUUUUUGAUCAAGGUCAGCUCCUUCCAAACACAUCAGUGGCACUUUGUAUUUGCUAUUGACUGUCAAAUACCAACCAAUUUUCUCUUCAUAACAAAAAAAACCCCAAAAGAACUAAGGAUGCUGGAAAUCCAAAAUGGCUGGCAAAUUUCAGCAUGUCUGCCAGUAUCUGUGGAAAGAAAGCAGAGUUAACAUUUGGGUCCCGUUCUGAAGGGUGACUGGAUAUGAAACAUUAGCACCAUCUCCGGGAAAUAGCAAUGUUUCCUGUCCAGUGACCUUUCAGAACUGGACCCAAAAUAUAAAGUCUACUUUCUCUCCACAGACGCUGCUGAGUUUUCCUAGCUAUUUAUUUUUAUAACCUUUUCUUCAUUCUGUUGUAAAACGCGUCUGUGACAACCUAUACAGUAUCGAAACAUGUGGCGCUGGAAAAAGUGCACUAAGGUCAGGUAGUGUCCAAAGAGCAGGAGAGUCGACGUUUCGGGCAUAAGUUCUUCAGGAAUGUGUACGUUCCUAUACAGUGGCAACAUUGUCUCUGAUGUGCAAAAUGAUAUGGAAUAUUUAUAAUCUAUGAGUUGAAUAGAAACACAAUUUUUUUUUCAGGGAAUUUCUAACUGCAUACACAACAAUCUAAUUCCAGAUGCCAGUCUUUCACCCACAGAAUGAAGAUAUUACUUUGGCUGCAGAUAAUGUACUCAGAAUAACGUGCAUAAUUUGCACAUUUGUUUUAAAAUGCCAGUGUAUGGAAGGGAGGAAACCUGGGUUUCAAUUCCUGAAGAGAUCAAAUAGCUUCUUUGGCCUAAUAAUACAAAGAUUCUACUUUCACUGCCACUUAUAACCAAUCACCCAUGAAGUGUCAAUCCAUUGAUUGGAACAGAAUGAAAAUCAGAUAUGAGAAUGGUAGCUUAAUGCACACCACCAGCUUAACAGCCCAGGUAGCAUAAAGUAUUAAUGAGUUCAUUCUGGAGUUAAUGAUUUAAUGACUUCAAUUUGGUAGCAGUCUCCUUUUUCACUUUUUGUAUUGGUCCCCAAAAUAUUCUUCAGUCACCACCUAUCUAGUAAUUUCCUGUUUACUAAUGAUGUAAUUAUACUGUGUGCUGCCCUGCUGGUAAAUAGAAGCCAACCCUUACAAAAGUAUGAAGAUGAACAGAUCUUUCUAAGCAUAUUUACUACCAUUUAGCUAGCAGUGUUUAUAAUGAUAAUGGUUAAUCAAAUUGUUGACCUUGAUCUAUAAUCUUAACUAAGUUAUAGGGAGUAUUUGAAAUACCUGACAAUAAAAGUUAACUUUAAGCCUUAAUCUUAAACUUCUUCAAUUCAUGUCAAUCUGUACACUACACCACUUGUCUAGGAAUUUUCCUAGAUCCUCUGCUCAAGGAAAAGAUGGGAUUUUCAUAGGAAUUUUCCUGAAAUCUACUACAAUCUCAGUCAAAGGAACUCCAGGGAAAAUAGUGCCCUCUUUACAUUCUCAAAGAUGGUACUGAGGCAAUGGACAUUAUCUCUUUAAGAUAUAAUUUGAACAGGUGAGGCAGAAAAUUGAUUAUCAAGGAAUGAGACCAUCUGAUCAAUUAAUUUGACAGCUCUCCUUUCUGCUACUCUGUCAUCAAGCUUCCUCUCUAAGACUCUUCUUACAUAUGCCUGGAUUUCUGGGGUUUUUUUCUCUUCCCUAUUGCCCUUUCUGAGCUCACCUUUAUAUAUAAAAUCUACUGUCUCUUUCUCUCUCUUCCCAAGAGACCUCUGACCACCCAACUUUCUUAGCUGUCCAGUUACGUGAUACUCUCUCAAGUAAUGUUCCUCUCUCAUUCAUAACUGCUAUUAACCUUUUUCCCUCAAAUUUACCAUCCCAUUUCCAACCUCUCAUUUCCUUAAUUGUUGUUUUCACAUCCUCUAUCUGUCCCAUUUUCUAUUGACUUGCAUGUUAAAUCUCUCCAGUCAGGAUUUUUCUCCCUGAGCACAGUACCAAGCAUCUCUAAGACUCAUAGAAACAGACCCAUCGGUCCAACUCAUCCAUGCAAAUGAAUCUAGGCCCAUUAAAGCAUCUCAGGUUUACUGUGAAAGAGACAAAAUCCAUUAUUGUUCUGUCCAGUAGCUUUUCACACAGUUGGUUGUACAGUCAUUUAACACCUCUUCACUGAAUAAACUGCAUUCAACUGAUUUUCUUAUUUAGCUGCAACCAAAGAAUUUUCCUAAAAUUGAUUUGCCAUUCCUGCAGUAAUUUCCAGUCUACUAUGGUGAUCAAUUUGCCUCUUUGAUAUCACCCUCUUCAGAAAGUUUCCGAAUGUACGCUAAAGAAAGAGCUCUACCUUGCCACCAUCUCUAGUCCAUUGCACUUAUAAAUUGGCAGACUCCAGUACUGGAUUUUCAAAUGUUUUCAUCAAGUACUGAUUUACCAUUGUCUUUGGUCCAUUCUACAAACUCUGAACCCUCGCAGCUGUCAGAAAUGGAACCAGCCUUGGUGUCACAUUUUACACGGGGAUGAGCUUUUAACACGGAAACAUUGCUUGGCUCGCUUGACCUUGGCACAUCUUCAGCUGAAACCCUAAUCAGUGCCUUUGUUACCUCCAAAUAUUCUGUUGUACUGUUCACCAGCCUUUCACAAUCUACCGUGUGAAAACUUAUAAUCCAAAACUCUGCUCUAACUUGUAGUCAGUACCUUUAACCCAUCACAUUAUGCUCGCUAUUGUACACUAGCUCAUAGUUAAGCGGCACUGACUUUAAAAUUCUUGACCUUGUUUAGUCUUUGCCUGGUCUUGCCUGUAUUUCUAAUCUACAAACCCACAUCACAUAUCUGUUCUCCAAUAUUCCUGAUCUCCUAAGUACCCAAUUUUAAUUACUGUGCUAUUGAUGCCUGUGUUUCAAACUGGAAUUGCCUCUUCUAAACUUCUACACUUCCCCCUUCUUUGACUAACCUUUUGUUUAUCUGUCCUAGUAUCCACCUUACGAGAGUUAGAGCUCAUAAACAAAAAUGACACUGUGAAUUACCUUGGAAUUUUUGAUAUCUGAAAGAUGUUGUGCAAGCUGUAAAUUCCUCUUAGGCCAAGAAUAUUAGUUAUAAAAUUAUUGUUUUGACACGAAUUUGAGUUUCAAUGUACUAGUCUAGGUUCUUCAAUUAGUGUUUCAUUAAUAUUAUCUUUGACAAAAUUAGGAUAUAUUUAAAAUCUUUAACAUUUGUCAGUGAAAUGUGGUCUUGGUAUGUCCCAAGCACAAAAUGCUACAUCAUAAUGCUACAAAGUGCUACGUUUUUCUCUUGUUCAAUUAAACUUCUAUUUUUUCAA